Equus caballus (horse) is the source of this 4155-nucleotide messenger RNA. RefSeq names its product HIC ZBTB transcriptional repressor 1 (gene HIC1). Gene Ontology annotation, molecular function: protein binding; DNA-binding transcription factor activity, RNA polymerase II-specific. The record is from RefSeq and is a predicted model, not a curated record. NCBI's taxonomy places the organism in Eukaryota, Metazoa, Chordata, Mammalia, Perissodactyla, Equidae. Gene Ontology annotation, biological process: regulation of transcription by RNA polymerase II. Gene Ontology annotation, cellular component: nucleus.
CGGGGACGCACUCCCACCCCCCACGUGUAGGCGGGGGUCAGGAGGCGCGGGGAGGAGGCGGAGCGUGGGCCGCGGUGACCCGGCGCUGGCUACCGGCCGUUGCGGCGGCUGGGCUGCGCGGGGACACUUCCGGAGUAGCCGUGCGAGUGCCCGCGCGCCAGUGCAGGGUCCCCUCCCUCCCAGAAGGGGCGUCACCUGCAAGAACCCGGCCUUCACCUGGGGAUGCAGGACCUUGCGGGGGAUCCCGGCCUGCAGGCCUUCCUGUCACGUUUCUCUCGGGUCCUUGGGUUGGAGAGGAGGUGGUCCAGGCAGGUCCCUCAAAACGGCUCACAUAGGGAAUCUGGGGGCUGGGUCUCUCUUGCAGGACCUCCAAGAGGCGCUGUCCAGCCAUUCCCGUUCGAAUGUCCUGGGAUCCUUCCAGAGACCUGAAAGUUCAGGUCUGUUUGUUUGUAACACCUCUACUCAGGUCCACGAAGGGCCCUACGUAGCAGCCCCUGGAGUCCAGUCCUCAGGGCUUGGACUCCGGAAGGGGGCAGGUGUGUUCUGUGCAAACAGGCGUGCCCGCAGGUGUCAAUGCCCGGAGACCGUCUGGGUGCAAACAGGUUUAUUCUGUGCGUACCUAACCCAUGUGGCUGAGUGAGGGUGGAUGUGUUGGGGGUGGUGGGUAUAAAUGGACAGUUCCAUCUAGGAAUGCCUAAGGAGAGUCCCCUAAGAUCUUGUCUACCUUCUUCUCCGUUAGGGUUUCCGUAACCUCCUUCCCACCAGCCACUGUCACCAGAGUCCCCUCCUUGGGGGCAAGACUUCUCUGAAUUGGGGCAAUGUGAGAAUCUAGAAAUACGUACACGGGAGCGUUCAGCUCAAAACCCCGAGGUGCGCGGGAGGGAGGUCGCGGCUGUGCUGCGCAAAGCCCCACGCGGCCGCGAGGUGGCGCCAUAGCUGCAGCAGCGCCUGCCGGGCCGGGCCGCUCCAGAUAAGAGUGUGCGGAAAGCGCGGCGGGGCUGAGACGCGACCAGGACGCGGGGAGGACGGACCAGCAAGACAGACCGACCGGGGGCCCGGCGGGCGGAGGGCAGCGCAGCGCAGCCACGUCCCCCCUGGAUCCGCCGGCAGCCGGGCCCGGGGCUUCCGACAUGCCCCCCAGGAGAUUGUGCUGGGCAGACGAUGCUGGACACGAUGGAGGCGCCCGGCCACUCGAGGCAGCUGCUGCUGCAGCUCAACAACCAGCGCACCAAGGGCUUCUUGUGCGACGUGAUCAUCGUGGUGCAGAACGCCCUCUUUCGCGCACACAAGAACGUGCUGGCGGCCAGCAGCGCCUACCUCAAGUCCCUGGUGGUGCAUGACAACCUGCUCAACCUGGACCAUGACAUGGUGAGCCCGGCCGUGUUCCGCCUGGUCCUGGACUUCAUCUACACCGGACGCCUGGCUGAUGGCGCAGAGGCGGCGGCGGCGUCCGUGGCCCCGGGGGCCGAGCCGAGCCUGGGCGCCGUGCUGGCCGCUGCCAGCUACCUGCAGAUCCCCGACCUCGUGGCGCUGUGUAAGAAGCGCCUCAAGCGCCACGGCAAGUACUGCCACCUGCGGGGCGGCGGCGGCGGCGGCGGCGGCUACGCACCCUAUGGGCGGCCGGGCCGGGGCCUGCGGGCCGCCACACCCGUCAUCCAGGCCUGCUACUCGUCCCCGGCCGGGCCUCCGCCGCCGCCCGCCGCCGAGCCGCCGUCGGGCCCCGAGGCCGCCGUGAACACGCACUGCGCGGAGCUGUACGCCUCGGGCCCCGGCCCGGCUGCCGCCCUCUGCGCCCCGGAGCGCCGCUGCUCCCCGCUCUGCGGCCUGGACCUGUCCAAGAAAAGCCCGCCGGGCUCCGCGCCUCCUGAGCGGCCGCCGGGCGAACGCGAGCUGCCCCCGCGCCCAGACAGCCCUCCCAGCGCCGGCCCCGCAGCCUACAAGGAGCCGCCGCUGGCCCUGCCGCCGCUCUUCCAGAAGCUGGAGGAGGCCGUCCCGCCUCCGGACCCGUUCCGUGGCGGCGGCGGCAGCCCGGGACCCGAGCCCCCCGGCCGCCCCGACGGGCCCAGUCUCCUCUACCGCUGGAUGAAGCAUGAGCCAGGCCUGGGGAGCUAUGGCGACGAGCUGGGCCGGGAGCGCGGCUCCCCGGGCGAGCGCUGCGAGGAGCGUGGCGGGGACCCCGCCGCCUCGCCCGGGGGCCCCCCGCUCGGCCUGGGGCCGCCGCCGCGCUACCCGGGCAGCCUGGACGGGCCUGGCGCAGGCGGUGACGGCGACGACUACAAGAGCAGCAGCGAGGAGACGGGCAGCAGCGAAGACCCCAGCCCGCCCGGCGGCCACCUCGAGGGCUACCCAUGCCCGCACUUGGCUUACGGCGAGCCUGAGAGCUUCGGUGACAACCUGUACGUGUGCAUCCCGUGCGGCAAGGGCUUUCCCAGCUCGGAGCAGCUGAAUGCGCACGUAGAGGCUCACGUGGAGGAGGAGGAGGCGCUGUAUGGCAGGGCCGAGGCGGCUGAGGUAGCUGCCGGGGCCGCAGGCCUAGGGCCCCCUUUUGGAGGCGGUGGGGACAAGGUCGCUGGGGCCCCGGGCAGCCUGGGUGAGCUGCUGCGGCCGUACCGCUGCGCGUCGUGCGACAAGAGCUACAAGGACCCGGCCACGCUGCGGCAGCACGAGAAGACGCACUGGCUGACCCGGCCCUAUCCAUGCACCAUCUGCGGGAAGAAGUUCACGCAGCGCGGGACCAUGACGCGCCACAUGCGCAGCCACUUGGGCCUCAAGCCCUUCGCGUGCGACGCGUGCGGCAUGCGCUUCACGCGCCAGUACCGCCUCACGGAGCACAUGCGCAUCCACUCGGGCGAGAAGCCCUACGAGUGCCAGGUGUGCGGCGGCAAGUUCGCACAGCAACGCAACCUCAUCAGCCACAUGAAGAUGCACGCCGUGGGUGGGGCGGCCGGCGCAGCCAGUGCGCUGGCGGGUCUGGGGGGGCUACCUGGCGUCCCCGGCCCGGAUGGCAAGGGCAAGCUCGACUUCCCCGAGGGCGUCUUUGCUGUGGCCCGCCUCACGGCUGAACAGCUGAGCCUGAAGCAGCAGGACAAGGCAGCCGCGGCCGAGCUGUUGGCGCAGACCACGCACUUCCUGCACGACCCCAAGGUGGCGCUCGAGAGCCUCUACCCGCUGGCUAAGUUCACGGCGGAGCUGGGCCUGAGCCCGGACAAGGCGGCCGAGGUGCUGAGCCAGGGAGCGCACCUGGCCGCUGGACCCGACGGCCGGACCAUCGACCGUUUCUCCCCCACCUAGGGCGCCUCUGGCCGGCCCGCGUCGUCGCUGCCGCGUGGUCUCGACCCGCGCCCCCAGGGAGCGGCGGCGGCAGCAGCGAGCAGGCACACCGCGCCCGGACAGCUGUAGUAGCAGCGGCAGCGUCGCCGCGGUGGCGGCGGCCCCACCUCUCUGCGGCCUCACCUGGCCUCACUGCUUUGUGCCUUAGCCUGGGGGUGGGGGUGGGGGGAAAACCCCGGGACAGGGGUGGGAUGGGGGAAGGGAGAUCUAUAUUUUUGAUAUCAGCUUUGACCAAAGGAGACCCCCGGCCCCUCUCCGCCUCUUCCUGUGGUUUGUUGGCCCCCUCCCCGGCUCCGUGCUGCUCUUGGGGGGAGGGGUGUCACUGUUGGGGCGCUCCCAGCCCUACCUCCGGCCCUUGCGACCACACCCAUUCUCACUGUGAAUCUCCCCGCUGGGGUCGGAGCGUUGGGCAGAGUUGGGGAGCGGGGAGGGGAUUGAGCCGGCCGGAGGGCCCCCUGCCCCCCGCUCCCGCCCGCCCCGGGACUGAUAAUGUGAAGUUCCUCAUUUUGCACAAGUGGCACUAGCCCCAGGGCCAACCCUUCCCUCCCUCUGGAGUCAGAGGGCUGAGACAGCCCUGGCCUACCCGGUCUCCCACUCCCGCGGUGUGGUGUCCCUCUCCUUCCCUGGGGCCCCGGACCAUAUUUAUUGCAUGCGCCCUGGGCAGCCCCCCAUCCCGAGCCCAGGCUGGGCUGGGCUGGAACGUGGUCUCUUUAGCUCCCUCCUCCUCGUUUGUAUAUUUCCUACCUUGUACACAGGCUCUUCCAGAGCCGCUUCCAUUUUCUAUACUCGAACCAAACAGCAAUAAAGCAGUAACCAAGGACCCUG